AUGGAUAAACGUAUAGAAUUGGAAUUACGAGGCCGGGAUCCAUCUGACGUAACCGAACUAAACCUUGAUAAUUGUCGGGCGACUGCUGUUAGCGGUCUUACAGAGGAUUUCAAGAGUUUGGAAACACUAUCAAUGAUCAAUGUUGGAUUAACUUCGUUAAAAGGUUUGCCACCACUACCUUCUCUUCAACGAUUGGAUUUAUCGGAAAAUCGGAUUUCCGGUAACCUGGAUCAGCUAUUAUGUUGUCCGCAUAUAGAAUACCUCAAUUUGGCCGGUAACAAAAUUAGCACACUGGAAAUUUUGGAACCGCUGAAAAAACUUGGGGAAUUGAGGUCACUGGAUCUUUUUGGUUGUGAAUUAGCUACAUUUGAUGACUACAGGAAAAAUGUCUUCGAGGCGUUACCCAAUCUGAAAUAUCUCGAUGGUUAUGACAUCAAUGAUGAGGAAGCAGAAUCCGACAGUGAAAUCCUGCAGGAAGGCGGUGAUGAUGAAGAUGACGAUGAUGGUGUUGGUGAUGGAUUGGACGAUACUGAUAACGAUGAUGAGGGUAAUGAUGAUGAAGAGGAUUCUGAUGUUGGUUUGGAUUAUCUGCAGAGCUCCACUGUGAUGCAGGAUGAAGAUGAGACGGAAGAUUUCGCUCCAGGUGAUGAAGAAGAAACAGAUGAAGCAGGCAGUCCACGGGGUGUGAAACGGAAACAUGAAGAGGAUGAUGAUGAUGAUGAUGAAAACGACAGAGAUACAAAACGAGAAGCGUAG
Messenger RNA from Cercopithifilaria johnstoni, 756 nucleotides. The record is from the annotation of a GenBank genome assembly. Lineage: Eukaryota; Metazoa; Nematoda; Chromadorea; Rhabditida; Onchocercidae.